This is a messenger RNA of Racocetra persica, 519 nucleotides long. The record is from the annotation of a GenBank genome assembly. NCBI's taxonomy places the organism in Eukaryota, Fungi, Glomeromycota, Glomeromycetes, Diversisporales, Gigasporaceae.
AUGGCCAGUUUUUAUCGAAAUUUAUUGGACCAAACUAGUUCGGCAAAGGCUGCAGCCAUUGAAGCAAGUCGCUCGGCAUUAUCAUCUAAAAAAACAGAAAAACGUGCACGUUCCAGCUCAGCAUCAGAUAAUUCUGACGAAGAUGACAACAAACAUUUAAAAACUGAUAAAGAACUUGCAAAUCAAGCACGGGCGACUGGUAAAAUGGUAGUAUUGAAUGAUGACGAACAAAUUGUAGAUAAACGACAACUUUUCACAGAUUCACGGACAAAUUAUUAUAAUAAAAAAGCUAGUGAGGAUAAAUAUAGCUCAAAGAAUCGUGAUGAAAUGAAACGUCGUGAACGACAGAGCAGAGAACUGGAACAGCAAAUUUUGGAAACUCAACAGAAAAAAGAAGCAGAGGAAAAAGCCCGGGAGGAACAAAUUUUAAAACAAUUCGUUGCAAAAAAGAACGAUGAGCAAGCUAUAUCUGAUGCAAAGGCUAGAUAUUUGGCUAGAAAAAAGAAGGCUCAGAUAUAA